Molecule: messenger RNA, 654 nt
Organism: Racocetra fulgida
Lineage: Eukaryota; Fungi; Glomeromycota; Glomeromycetes; Diversisporales; Gigasporaceae
Source: the annotation of a GenBank genome assembly
CGUGGAUGAGCUUGCUAGUUCAAAUAUCAGAGACAAAAAACCUGAAAACAGCGUGAAAAAAGGAAAUACAAGCAAACUUAAUGAAAAAUAUGCUAUGAUGCAGGAUAAUGAAACGCCAUUAGCGUCCAAAGUGGAAACUCCCACAAUACCAAAUCGUCGAUAUACAAAAAUACUUGAUGAUGAAUCAGGAGCGAAUCCCUUUUACAUACCUUCGAGCGCUCAUAAGGACACUCGAGGAAACUUGUUCAAACGGCCUGAGGGAAAUAAAGGAGAAGAAAUUGGUCAGGGUAAUGCAACUGAACAGGAGUUUUCCCUUCGAAGAACGGUGAUUGAAUCGUUAGAGUUUACAUCAGUAUGGCCACCUAAAUUAUUGUUGUCAUCAUCUUUAACAGAAGACCAAGAUGAUGAGGAAAAAUUAGACGAAUUGCUUGGACCAGCACCGGUCUCUCCAUUGCAGAGGGUGCCCAGAAAACGAGCUUACAGUGAAAUUGAACAUAUUUCUAACUUAACUAAUAAUUGUGAAAUAUGCGACGAUGAAGAGGAGGAACCCGAUUCACCCAAAAGAACGUAUACAAAUAUAUAUACACGACAAUUGUCACAACAAAACUUAAGCUUUGACGAUGCAGCGAAUCCACCUCUUGUUAUAGAUGAUGA